Populus nigra (black poplar) is the source of this 2479-nucleotide messenger RNA. RefSeq names its product bifunctional TH2 protein, mitochondrial-like. Gene Ontology annotation, cellular component: cytosol. Bases 267 to 2000 code for a protein of 577 amino acids. The transcript is spliced from 6 exons. The record is from RefSeq and is a predicted model, not a curated record. NCBI's taxonomy places the organism in Eukaryota, Viridiplantae, Streptophyta, Magnoliopsida, Malpighiales, Salicaceae.
CAUAAAACACACCCACACAACUACCUCGUCCUUCCCCUUAGGUCCCUUUUCACACACAAAAACAUACCCAUAUUGCCAACUCAGACACGCACAAAAACUUUCAUCCUUUUCUCUCUCUUUAUUUAUUUGUUUUUUAAUGCGCCCGCCUCCUCUUGUUUGCUCCAAACCCAAUCAAAACCUCUUCAUCGCUAUAUUUCCUCAACUCGCUCCGAUCCAACUCAACCAAGCUCACCUUACCAACUCGGAGAUCUUUCUUUCCUUCAAGAAUGGCAAUCCCUCCGAGAUUGAUAGCAUCAUCAGCAUCAUCUUGCACUACAACAUCAACCAACAACAGUAGCAUUCACAUUGAAGAGGGUCUUGCUAGUAAAUUCUGGAUCAAGUUUAGGAGAGAAUCUGUUUUUUCUAUGUACACCCCUUUUAUCAUCUCUUUGGCUUCUGGCACUCUCAAGAUUGAUUCUUUUAGGCAAUAUCUCUCUCAAGAUUCUCACUUUCUCAAAUCUUUUGCUCAUGCGUUUGAAUUGGCAGAAGAGUGUGCUGAUGAUGAUGAAGCAAAGCUAGCAACCUCUGAGUUGAGGAAGGGUGUCUUAGAGGAGCUAAAGAUGCAAAAUUCAUUCGUUCAGGAAUGGGGUACAGACCCAGGUAAAGAGAGGACUGUCAAUUCUGCAACUGUUAAAUACACAGAUUUCUUGUUGGCUACAGCCUCUGGGAAGGUUGAAGGAGUGAAAGGUCCUGGUAAACUUGCAACUCCAUUCGAAAGAACAAAAGUUGCAGCCUAUACUCUGGCUGCCAUGACACCUUGCAUGCGGCUGUAUUCAUUUCUUGGCAAGGAGCUCCAGGCACUUCUAGAUCCGGAGGAUGACAGGCACCCUUACAAGAAGUGGAUUGACAGUUAUUCAUGUGAGAGUUUUCAGGCAUCAGCUCUGCAAACCGAAGACUUGCUGGAUAAACUUAGUGUCUCCUUGACAAGCGAGGAGCUUGACAUCAUUGAAAAGCUUUAUCACCAAGCCAUGAAACUUGAAAUAGAUUUCUUCCUUGCGCAGCCACUUGCUCAGCCAACUGUAGCUCCCCUUACAAAAGGGCAUAACCCUGCAGAAGAUCGGCUUGUCAUAUUUUCUGAUUUUGAUUUGACAUGCACUGUCGUUGACUCUUCUGCCAUUUUGGCAGAGAUUGCAAUAGUAACAGCACCAAAAUCUGAUGUGGUUCAAAGUGAGGCUCAAAUUGCUCGGAUGUCAUCAGCUGAUCUGAGAAACACAUGGGAUCUUCUUUCUGGACAGUACACUGAAGAGUACGAGCAAUGUAUUGAAAGCAUUAUGCCAUCUAAAAAAGUGGAGUUCAACUAUGAAGCUCUUUGUAAAGCUCUUGAACAACUUUUAGACUUUGAGAGAAGAGUAAAUUCUAGAGUGAUUGAGUCUGAAGUUCUUAAGGGUUUGAAUCUUGAAGAUGUAAAACGAGCUGGUGAACGUUUGAUUCUUCAGGAUGGCUGCACUAGUUUCUUUCAGAAAAUUGUGAACAAUGAAAAUUUGAACACUAAUGUCCAUGUGCUCUCAUACUGCUGGUGUGGUGAUCUCAUCAGAUCAGCUUUUUCUUCAGGGGGUUUGGAUGUGAAUGUACAUGCGAAUGAGUUAAUUUUCGAUGAAUCAAUCUCCACAGGGGAGAUUGUUAAGAAGGUGGAAUCUCCCUUGGACAAAGCUCAAGCUUUCAAUGAUAUUUUAAAGAAUUACAGCAAUGACAGAAAGAACUUGACUGUUUACAUUGGAGAUUCAGUUGGUGACUUGCUUUGUCUACUUAAAGCAGAUAUUGGUAUUGUAGUUGGAUCAAGUGCAAGUUUAAGGAAAGUGGGAAGUCAAUUUGGUGUUUCUUUUGUACCACUGUUCCCUGGCUUGGUGAGAAAACAGAAAGAAUCUGACGGAGAAAGCUCUCCUAAUUGGAAAGGGCUAUCGGGCAUCCUGUAUACAGUCUCUAGUUGGGCUGAAAUACAUGCCUUCAUUUUGGGGUGGUAGAAUCAUUUUUGUUCGCACACUCCUGCGUGUUAGUUAGGGCAAAUCAAGGAAAUAUUUGUUACAUAAUGGAACACCAAUACAAGAUGAUGGCCAAUUUUAUUAGGGGCCACAGAUCUGCUGCUGCUGUUUGUUUUUCUUUUUUGUUUCUCCACAGAGUCUUCCGUUCAGAAAUGCAAUGGAUUCUUUUGGGUGGAUAAUGCUGUGAACUUGGUGUUUAGAAUCUCCUGUACUUUUGUUGCCAACCUCACCAAUUCUUUCGUUGCCCCUUGUAGUUGGUACUGGUUCUAUACCCAAGUUUCAUAUGAUUAUUUUUUCCAGCUUGUUCAUAUGGUACCUAAGUCUAUACAUUGCUGGUAUCUUUUGCUUUUCAUAGAUCAUCAUUGUUCUGUAUUUGGCAAGGGUCUGUAUUUACAAGACCAAUUUGGUUUACCCCUCUAUUCAAUGAUGAGGCUUUUUAUAUGCAUGCCUCUCUUUUUAUU